CUCAAGAAAUUGUAUACCAAUGUCGUCUCACCCUUCUUUGAGUACUGGGAGGGCUGGUUUAAAUAUUUCCGGUAUGAAGAAGGCAGGGACUCGCCAAGUGAUGCCCGGAAUGUGCUCCUGAUUGUUGUCACUCUGAUUGCUGCAGUGACUUUUCAAGCAGGAGUCAACCCUCCUGGUGGUGUUUGGCAAGAUGAUAAUAAUGGACAUGUUCCCGGCAGGGCUAUUUAUGCUGCUCAAAAUGAAGCCUACUAUGUUUUCUUGAUUUCUAACACCGUGGCUCUUUCUACAUCCAUACUUGUUAUUGUUUCGCUCACAUAUAGGUUUCCUUUUCAUUUCGAGAUAUGGGUUGCCACUGGUGCAAUGAUAGUAACUUAUGGAUCUGCUCUUUUUGCUGUUACGCCUAUUGAAUCUGUCAGAUUUCGAUACAUCUUGCUUGCGGCUGCUGUGCCUUUCGUAGUUCGGUGUUUGAUCCAGAUGUAUAACAAGUAUACAAGUAACAAGACAUCCAAUGGUAUUCAGGAUGAGCUUCAAUGUUCUUAGCCAAUUAUGUUUAUAUUCAGGAUGCAAAUCAAUAUCCUCAGCCAAUUUGUUUAUGUAAUCUGACAUGGAAGUCUGUGUAUCAGAUAAUUAAAGUAUUAUAUGUUGUGAUUGCUGAAUUAAGUUGUUCCUUCUAAUUGUUGAUGAACAUUUAACAUUAGUCCAAUUUUGGAUA
Messenger RNA from Pistacia vera, 712 nucleotides. RefSeq lists its product as uncharacterized. Lineage: Eukaryota; Viridiplantae; Streptophyta; Magnoliopsida; Sapindales; Anacardiaceae. The transcript has a single exon. The annotation marks the transcript as partial. The record is from RefSeq and is a predicted model, not a curated record.